UAUGACACUUUACAUUGGCAACAUUACUACUGCCAUGAUUUGGCGUUUACGCUGUCACAUAGAUUUCGAGAAGAAAUUAUAAAAAUGUUUUGUGAAAAAAUGAAGUGGGUCCACGUUUUUUACGUCUCGAUAUUAGUAUCUCCUAUAUUUGCAGAAUGGAACACACGAGAUUACGUGAGAAGAGAACAUUCUCUAACAAAACCCUACCAAGGGAGUGGAAUGUCGGUGCCUUACUGGGACUUUUUAGGUAGCACAAUAGUUACUUCGAAUUACGUUCGUCUGACGCCCGAUUUGCAAUCAAAGUCUGGUGCUAUUUGGAAUACAGUGCCAUGUCACACACGCAACUGGGAGUUACAAGUGCAGUUCAAAGUGCACGGUCGCGGCAAAGAUCUGUUCGGAGAUGGGUUCGCGAUAUGGUACGUGCGCGACCGCAUGCAUCCUGGCCCGGUGUUCGGGAGCAAGGACUACUUCACAGGACUAGCUAUUAUUCUGGACACGUACAGUAACCACAACGGCGCUCAUAAUCACCAACACCCAUACAUCUCAGCGAUGAUAAGCAACGGCACGCUGCACUACGACCACGACCGCGACGGCACACACACUCAGAUAUCCGGCUGCGAGGCUAAGUUCAGAAACUACAACCAUGACACGCACAUUUCUAUUAUGUAUAGAGAUGAUGUGCUUACUGUGUCGACGGAUUUGGACGGUAAGAACGCGUGGAAGGAGUGCCUCCGGGUGGAGAACGUGCAGCUGCCUACGGGUUACUACUUCGGCGCGUCGGCCACCACCGGCGACCUGAGCGACAACCACGACAUCAUCGCCGUAAAGAUGUACGAGCUGGACUUGCUAGAGACGCAAAACAAGGAUGAGGACCGCUCUAACAUAAUUCCAUCAGCGGCGUCGUUCGAAGCGCCUCGAGAACGCGUGGAGGACACCAAACCCGCCAUGUCCGGGGUCAAGACCUUCCUCUACAUGAUGGGGGUUGCGAUCAUCAUCAUAGUGCUCGUAGUGCUGGGCAUCAUGUGGUACCAGAAACGGCAGGAACAUUCCAGAAAGCGGUUGUACUAAGCGUUGUUUACUCGAUUGGCGGUUUGAUCUUAGUGGAUGGCAUUUUUUUAAUGAUUCAGUGCAGGUAUUGAAAAUUAGAGUACAAGAGUUGUGAUGGUUACGAAUAUAAAAAAAAAAAAUCCUUUUCUAAAAAGUAUCAACUUUUAUUCAUACCUUGAUGGAAAUCCAAUAUUGAAUCGCCAAUCGAUGUUAAAAAAAUACAAUUUUUUUUUAAAUUGGCACAUUCCUGAUUUAUGUUUAUGAUUUAAAAAAAAAAAAGAAUAAUAAUGCAUCACAGUAUUCAUUUUUUAAAUAAGGAAUGUCUAUGGAUUUUGUUCCUCAAAUCGUAUUUUUAGAUGUGACCACACAUAACUUAUCUAGAUAUUCACCAAACGACAUUCUACAUUAAUUUUGGUUAAAUUCAUACUUUAUUUCGACAUGCUUAUUAAAGUAAAGUCCCUGCCAUUUUAAUUUUCAAUGACGUAAUUUUUAAUUCUACGACAAUGCACAGUCUCUACAAGACUAAUAUUUAUCAUAUUUGCCGUUAUAAAUAAACUAGUAAUAAACCUUGAACUAAACACAUGAAUAGCCUCAUAAGAAACCCUUAUAAUUUGUAUGAUAUCCUCUAAUAAAACUUCCCAAACAAUCUACACAAGUCUUCUAACAUAAUAAUAAUUUACAAUUAAGUUAACCAUGUAUGUAGUUUUUUAGCUCUCUGGGUUUUUGUGCAUAUCUUUUACACUCAUCUGGUCAUAUCAUAGUCGUUAUAUUCACGUCUAUUUUCUCUAACAUAUAAUUAAGAAGUAAGUUUAUGCCAAUCCUUGUAAGAAACUAUUUACCAGACUGAUAUUUAUGGUAACUACUAAUAUCAUUAUAGAGCGUACAGUUUUUAUUCACACUUAUUCAGAAUAUUUGUCGAGGGGGUAAUUAAAUUAUGCGUAAGCCAGGUUUUUCGGUAAGCUACUAUCGAAUGCAUAAUACUUAUUUAUUCGUAUUCAUUUAAAUCUGCUCAUCAUCAUUUUUAAUAUGGUCAUGUAGAAAUAAAAGUCAAACUGGAUUUAAAUAAUAUUUUUAUUUACGAACAAUUCAGAGGCUGAAAAUAUACUAAAGGACAGACUAAGUAAAAAGUAAAAACUCUAAAUUAAUAGAAAGUUUGAUUUUUAUUUACAGAUUAAUUUAAGUAAUGGUAGAAAGGUAUUUCAUAUAUUUAAAAUUCAAAUUAUUGAUUAGUUUAUAUACUGCCUGGGCUGUGAAUUUUUAUGUAAACACAUAGAAUGUAACCUAUUUUAAAAUAUUGCAUAUUGAAAAAUAUUUUUAUUCAGUCCAGGUUAAUGAAAGUAAAGCAAUACAAUAUAUGAUCAUUUACAUUGGAAAUAUAUUACAUGAGUAAGGGAAUGUGUAGAUGAUUAUAUAAUAGGUUCAUUGUUAUUUUUAAUAAGUUUUAAUAUAUACAUCAGCCUUGUUGAGUUACUAUGAGAAAAUGUUAUCUACUAAAUUAUUCAUCAACCAGUAUAGCCGUUAUAAUUUAUUUGGAUUUGAUAUUACCUAGAUAUCUGAAUCUCAAUUUUUGAUAUAAAGUUCAGAAUCGACAAUUUAAUUUUUAAUUGUACUCUUUUGUGCUGAUGUAUAGUAUUUUAUGUGAAUGAGUGUCGUAUGUAUCUGUGUGUUUUAAUAAAAAUAAUUUAUAAAAUUUUCAA
Manduca sexta (tobacco hornworm) is the source of this 2744-nucleotide messenger RNA. Its product is annotated as vesicular integral-membrane protein VIP36. Bases 85 to 1068 code for a protein of 327 amino acids. NCBI's taxonomy places the organism in Eukaryota, Metazoa, Arthropoda, Insecta, Lepidoptera, Sphingidae. Gene Ontology annotation, cellular component: COPII-coated ER to Golgi transport vesicle; endoplasmic reticulum membrane; Golgi membrane. The transcript is spliced from 6 exons. The record is from RefSeq and is a predicted model, not a curated record. Gene Ontology annotation, molecular function: D-mannose binding. Gene Ontology annotation, biological process: endoplasmic reticulum organization; Golgi organization; endoplasmic reticulum to Golgi vesicle-mediated transport.